Messenger RNA from Pistacia vera, 833 nucleotides. RefSeq names its product protein PHLOEM PROTEIN 2-LIKE A1-like. The record is from RefSeq and is a predicted model, not a curated record. Bases 36 to 623 code for a protein of 195 amino acids. The transcript is spliced from 2 exons. Lineage: Eukaryota; Viridiplantae; Streptophyta; Magnoliopsida; Sapindales; Anacardiaceae.
GGAAAUUAAGAGUAUAUAGUACAACAGGUCACGAGAUGGCUCAACUUCCACACAACGUACAUGACAUUGUUAAAGAUGCAGACUCAGAGAUUGACACCUCCUCUCCACAGAAGGUGUUUAAACAGCUCCAGAAUGGAGUUCUCUUGAAUCAGAACACACAGCUGUGUAAGCAUAACGAGGACUCCGAUGCCAUCGACUUUAGGCUUUUUUCAAAAGGUCUCACAUACCAUGGAGGAGAUUGGAAAAGGUGCAAAAUAAAGGGCGUGGAAGUGAAUGAACUAAUAAGUGGAAAGAGCAUCGAGGUAAAAACAAAUUUCAAGACACGUAAACUAUCUCCAGACAAAACCUAUGAAGUUUCUUUCCUUAUAAUGAUGAAGGACAGAGCCAAGGGAUGGGAUAAACCCGUCACCCUGAAAUUUCAACUCCCAAAUGGAGAAACUGAACAAACCACAGAAAAUCUAAGUGAUCAAGAAACCAAUGUUUGGAUACAACUCACAAUUGGAGAAUUCCACACUCCCAGUUCUGGUAUGUCUGGUGAUAUGAAGAUCUCUUUGUCUUCACCGGAUGCUCAGGAGAAGACCAGACUCGUCAUCAGGGAAAUCGACAUUACUGCCAAAGAGUAAUAAGCAUGAGGAUGAUCGAAGAAAGGACGUUUGCAGAACUAAGUUUGUAGAUAUAUAAUGAAUAAAAUAAUUUAGUUCUCAUGCGUCAUAUAUAAGUAGUAGUACUACUGUACUAGUAGCGGUCUCUAUGACUGCGAAAUAAAUAAAAAUGUAUGGGAGUUUUGUAUCUACGGAAUAAUCAAGAGUCUCAGCUUAUAUAUAUAUAUGCUC